Elaeis guineensis (African oil palm) is the source of this 2619-nucleotide messenger RNA. Its product is annotated as putative calcium-binding protein CML19. The record is from RefSeq and is a predicted model, not a curated record. Lineage: Eukaryota; Viridiplantae; Streptophyta; Magnoliopsida; Arecales; Arecaceae. Gene Ontology annotation, molecular function: calcium ion binding.
CUAAGCUUCCAAGCUCGGAAGGUUUCCUCUCCUUCAAUCCAAGCUCGGGAAACCCCGACCUAGCUAGCUUCCCAGCUCAGGAAGUUUCCUCUCUUUCAAUCCCUGCCUUUCUCCUUCCAAUAAGGGAACCACGGUGUGGUUGAGAACCCUUCUCUCUCCCACCCUCUUCUGGUACCCAAAUCUUCUCAAGGCUUGCACAAGAGUCAAUAAUAUUGUCAGUUCUCGCCAUGUUGGACCCUCUCAUAUGUGGCUAUGAAGCCCCAUCACGAACAAAACACCAACGCAAACAGUAGGUGUACUUCCCAACUAUCUCCUCUCUGCUUCUGAUAAGUUGAUCACCUACUAUUUCUCCUCUCUAUAAUCCAUUCUCUCGCUGCUUAGGCCUGUUCUCCAUUCUUCUAGUCCAUCAAAACCCUACUACUCCUCUGAAUGGCAGGUUUGCCAAACCAUUCAGAUCAGCUUCCACCAAACUCCGAUACUCUUCGCACCAUCUCUCACUCAUUUGCCAGUUUCAUGAGAUUUAAUCGCGGUCCAAGUUCCGAACAACGCCCCUAGCUCUUUAAUCUCCAAAGAACAAUCCUCACUUUCACCAGCUCCAUAGCUCCUGCCAACUUCUUGUUCUUGUGAGCUUGUGGGCGUAGAAACUCUGAUCAAAGGAAAUAUUGGUCGUCGAUUUCUACUUUAAAACAUGAAGUCAAAAGCAGCGACCCGCAGCUCCACCGAACGUCAAAAGAAAGAGAGGUCCUUCAGUUGGCUGUGCGGUAUUCUGUCGCCACCCAAGAAGGAGAAGCCCGAAAAAGCCAAGCCCAUUGGGCCCCCAACGGCAUCUAGGUUGCUGUUGGCUGGGCCAAGUUCCCUGGAGUUCGAGCGGGUCUUCCACUGUUUCGACGAGAAUGGUGACGGCAAGAUCUCGCCAGUGGAACUCCAGAGCUGCAUGCGGAUGACCGGCGAAGAGCUAUCACUGGAGGACACAGCAGCCCUUGUGAAGUCCAUGGACUCUGAUGGUGAUGGGCUGUUGGGCUUUGAUGAUUUCAUUAAGUUGGUGGGCCCUGAAGGGGAGGAGGAGAAAGGGAGGAGUUUGAGGGAGGCUUUCCAGGUGUACAAGAUGGAUGACCAGGAGUGUAUCACACCAACCAGCCUCAAGAGGGCACUUGGCAAGCUUGGGGAGUCCAAAACAAUGGAGGAGUGCACGGUCAUGGUUCAUCGGUUUGAUAUCAAUGGGGAUGGUGUGAUCAGCUUUGAUGAGUUCCAGAUCAUGAUGCUAUGAUUGGACGGACAUGGUAUAUAGUUGGGAGGCACCUUUUGGUUUGUAGGUUCAUGCAUGCCAUGUGACCUGUGGAUCAAUGACAAUGCAUAGCGCCAGUCCUCAUAGGUACCUUCCAGGUGAUCCAUGGCCAUAUAGGUCAUCAAUUUUAGUCUGUGAGAAGCAAUUCUUCUUAAUCUUGUCUCAACAAUUACUUACCAUGGAAUUGGUGGUGAAGGUUCUUAAUGUUGGGGACCAUGGACGCAAAAGAAAUGGGACUUGGAUGACACCAGCCGGCUAGGCUAGUGCUAGUGCAACUCUCCAAGCUCCCUAGAAGAGGGGUUCCUGCUACCAAUCCUCUCUAACUGGCACACCUCCUAUCCAAUGACUCCAUGGUGCAUAGCAACAUCGAUCGCACAUGGAUAUGGGUUUCAAGCAUCUAAUUAAAUUGCUAGGAUCUAAAGACUAGACCCUUCCUUUCAUCAAAAAAAAAGGGUGGACCUUCUUUCCAAAUGAUCAAAGCAUUUGGGGUGGUUGUCCCAGCAUGCAUCAAUUGAAGCAAUCAAAUUUGAGAAUCAUGAGCUACAUGACAACAGCCUACAUGUCUGUAAAGAUGCCAUCAAAGUUAAUAUUGAGCCACAAACUUGGAGCAUGAAUAUUGUUUGAUAGCCUUCGGCCUAGGAUCCACCAGCUUGGAAUGCACAUAAAACCAACCAAAUCAAUUAAUCUUACAAUGAGAAAAAUUGCAUCACAAGCAAACUUUACUCCUAUCACCAUCUCAAAAAAAAUGUGACACCCAAGUAGCAAGAGUAAUGGGUGACUGCUUUUACGCCAUGAUUAGAUGGUAGCUAUGGCGCCAUUCAUACUGGCAAUUGCAGCGGAACCUCUACGAUAUGAAGAAUUAUGGCAUGAUGAUGGAACAUGAAGAAGUAUGAUGCGUCGCUUUGUUGUUCAUAUUGCCUGAAUGUGUAUGUUCUUGGAGGGUCCGAGGCAUAUAUAUUUCCUCUUCUCAAAUAGUAUCUUCAAGUUUAUAGAAGACAAACUUGAGUUGCCAGCACCACAACUCCUCAAGCAGAUUCUGAAAAAGAAUGACUGAAAAAUGAUCAACUUGAGAACGUUUAAGACAGAUCUUGAGAGAGUGUCCUCAGUUGUGUCCCAGAAGAUUGGAGGAGGAUACCGUCUUUUUUACUGUGAUCAGGAGAUUACAGGAACUUCGCUUCACAAAUGAGUUCAAAAUGCAUUGUAAAGUACCUCAAGAUAGAAGUUACAUGAAAAAAUUAUUCCAUGUUGUUAGCUUACCCCUGAUUUGCACUGUUUUCCUCACUCAUCAUCAAAAUGUGAAUUAUUGUUUUUCUCAAAGACAAGUUAAUAUUGUA